UAUAAGUACCCCUCUAACACAAACGCACCUUGUUCUUCUCAUUUGCUAAUUUUCUUCCCCAUAUCGUAGAUCUACGAUAGCACCUUUCAGCUACGGUUAAGCUGGUUAGUGUGGUAAGAUGGGAGGUGGAUUUAGAGUUCUUCACUUAGUUAGGCCGUUUCUCUCGUUUCUUCCUGAAGUUCAGACUGCUGACCGGAAAGUGCCAUUUAGAGAGAAGGUCAUAUAUACUGUGAUCUCUCUUUUCAUUUUCCUGGUUUGUAGUCAGCUUCCUCUGUAUGGAAUACACUCAACUACAGGUGCAGAUCCAUUCUAUUGGAUGCGUGUUAUCCUUGCCUCAAACCGUGGAACUGUCAUGGAGCUUGGAAUCACUCCCAUUGUGACUUCUGGGCUAGUUAUGCAACUUCUGGCUGGAUCAAAGAUCAUUGAAGUGGAUAACAAUGUACGAGAGGAUCGGGCCCUAUUAAAUGGAGCGCAGAAGCUACUUGGUAUUUUGAUAGCUCUUGGAGAGGCGGUUGCCUAUGUUCUUUCAGGUAUGUAUGGUAGUGUGGGCCAACUUGGAGUAGGAAAUGCCAUCCUCAUCAUCACCCAGCUCUGUUUUGCGGGUAUAAUUGUGAUAUGUUUGGAUGAGCUUCUUCAAAAAGGAUAUGGUCUGGGGUCUGGAAUUUCCCUAUUCAUAGCAACUAAUAUCUGUGAAAACAUCAUAUGGAAGGCAUUUAGUCCCACCACCAUUAAUAGUGGACGCGGAGCCGAAUUUGAAGGUGCUGUUAUUGCUCUGUUCCAUUUGUUGAUAACUAGAACAGACAAGGUUCGCGCUCUUCGGGAGGCAUUUUAUCGGCAGAAUCUUCCCAAUGUGACAAAUUUGCUUGCCACUGUCUUGAUCUUCCUAAUCGUGAUAUACUUCCAAGGUUUCCGUGUGGUCUUGCCUGUAAGAUCAAAGAAUGCUCGUGGACAACAGGGAUCAUAUCCAAUCAAGCUGUUUUAUACCUCUAACAUGCCCAUCAUUCUUCAGUCUGCCCUUGUUUCCAACCUCUACUUCAUCUCCCAGCUACUCCACCGGAAGUACAGCGGGAACUUCUUUGUAAAUCUGUUGGGAAAAUGGAAGGAAUCUGAAUAUGGAGGUGGUCAGUCUAUUCCUGUUGGCGGUAUUGCAUACUAUGUAACUGCCCCAUCCAGCUUAGCUGAUAUGGCAGCCAAUCCUUUCCAUGCUUUGUUCUAUCUUGUGUUUAUGCUGACAGCCUGUGCCUUGUUCUCUAAAACUUGGAUUGAAGUCUCUGGUUCAUCUGCUAAAGAUGUUGCCAAGCAGCUGAAGGAACAACAAAUGGUAAUGCCUGGACACCGUGAGUCAAACUUGCAGAAAGAACUGAAUCGAUACAUUCCCACCGCCGCAGCAUUUGGAGGCAUGUGUAUUGGUGCUUUGACAGUGUUGGCAGAUUUUAUGGGGGCCAUUGGUUCAGGGACAGGUAUAUUACUUGCAGUAACGAUCAUCUAUCAGUACUUUGAGACAUUUGAGAAGGAGAGAGCUAGCGAGCUUGGCUUCUUUGGCUUCUAGGUUCUGCCAAGCAAAUAAUGUUGGUGACGCCAAUGAGCUCUCCCGCACAUCCUUUUAGGGAUCGAUGUACUUCUAGGUCGUUUAACACCGUCAGGAAAGACAUAGAGCAGUUUAUUGGUCUUUUUUUUCAACUGAGGAAGUAUGAAGUAGUAUAUCAUUGUAAACAUUUUUGGAUUUCCUCGAAAUAUACAUUUUGUCUUCAUAAUUGAAUUUAUGAAAGUCUGACCAGUUUUAAAAGUGAAUCUUAAAUUUAUCAGUUUUGUUAU
Molecule: messenger RNA, 1815 nt
Organism: Abrus precatorius (Indian licorice)
Lineage: Eukaryota; Viridiplantae; Streptophyta; Magnoliopsida; Fabales; Fabaceae
Product: protein transport protein Sec61 subunit alpha
Exons: 7
Coding region: 119-1549 (476 amino acids)
Biological process (GO): SRP-dependent cotranslational protein targeting to membrane, translocation; post-translational protein targeting to membrane, translocation
Cellular component (GO): Sec61 translocon complex; membrane
Molecular function (GO): signal sequence receptor activity; transmembrane protein transporter activity; ribosome binding
Source: RefSeq, a predicted model, not a curated record